Messenger RNA from Peronospora matthiolae, 1332 nucleotides. NCBI's taxonomy places the organism in Eukaryota, Oomycota, Peronosporomycetes, Peronosporales, Peronosporaceae. The record is from the annotation of a GenBank genome assembly.
AUGGACGCCUCCUCCCUCCGCAUCUCCAAGUUCGAUGGAACUAACUUCCACGCCUGGAAGUUCAAGAUGCAGAUGGUGCUGGAGGAACGGGACCUAUGGGAGGUCGUCAGCGGUGAGAUCAAGGCGGAACAGUGCGAGACUCAGUUGGACCAAGCGACGUACAAGAGGAAGUCAAGAAAGGCGAUGGCAGUGAUCUGUCUAGCCAUGGAAGAUUCCCAGCUACCGUUGGUCCGGUCGGCAAGUGGUGCAUGCGACGCAUGGUCAAGGUUGGAAGACCACUUCGAGAAGAAGAGUCUUGCCAACAAGCUGUUCUUGCGCCGUCGCUUCUUCACGACAAUGAUGGAAGAAGGCGACGAUGUGCUCGAACACAUCAACAAGCUCAAGACGCUGGCGGAACAGCUAGAAGCGGUGGGGGCUCCAGUCUGCGAGGACGAUCUGGUGAUCACACUCCUCGGCAGCCUGAGUGACUCGUAUCAAUUCUUGAUCACAGCUUUGGAGUCGCGCUCAGACACUCUUAGCUGGGAGCUCGUGACGUCUCGACUGCUUCAUGAAGAAAUGAAGCGGAAGGAGCAAGGAAGUAAAGGUGAUGAAGCUUCGCAAGGUCAAGCGUUCAUCACAAGGGACAAUCAGCGCAAAGGGCGACCAGUGAAGAAUGCCCCCUCGCGCAUCCAAGAAAACACGGAGAGACACCGGCCACAGCGUGCUCAAGACAGCGGCGACCGCUAUCGAUCACAACGUGCAAACGUCGCUCAAGAAGAAGACUCGGGCGACUACCUCUUUUCGAUCGGUGAAACGACAUCUGCGAAAUCGAGCGACAUCUGGCUGGUCGACUCCGGGGCGACGCAGCACAUGACGUGCUCCAAGAAGUUCAUGCGGAACUACAAGGGGUUUGACGCUGUGGAUGUCCAUCUCGCGGAUGAUGGAAUCGUCCAAGCAAUCGGCAGUGGGGACAUUGUCAUGUCGAUGAAGACACCCCAAGGGAUGAAGAAAGGUGUGCUCACAAACGUGUGGCACAUCCCAAAGUUAUCCAGAAACCUGUUCUCGGUCGGCCGCUUCACCAAGGAUGUCGGCCCAGUGACGUUCACGAAGGAUGGGUGCUAUGGAGAAGCGAAAGGGACCAAGUGGAAAAUUGGUGCCCGUGAAGGUAAAGGACUGUUCAAGCUGCAAAUGACUCCAGUGGCGCCGGAACAAGCAAAUGCAGCCAAGUCGUCGGGAUGUCAAGGGGGCACCAAGUCGUACCUCUGGCACCUUCGGCUUGGCCACAUAGGUCACGAUGGACUCAAUUGCAUCGUGACGAAGAACAUUGAAUUGGCAUCGACAUAUCUUCGGUGA